Molecule: messenger RNA, 893 nt
Organism: Saitoella complicata NRRL Y-17804
Lineage: Eukaryota; Fungi; Ascomycota; Saitoellomycetes; Saitoellales; Saitoellaceae
Exons: 2
Coding region: 21-893 (290 amino acids)
Biological process (GO): mitochondrion organization
Cellular component (GO): mitochondrion; membrane
Source: RefSeq, a predicted model, not a curated record
UACGUUUAAAACAGAUCAAAAUGGCACAGGUUUGGGCUGAGCGUCUUGGCCGUUUGGCUAUCCCGGCUGGUAUUGCCGUCUCGGCACUUCAAUACUCGAUGUACGAUGUCAAGGGCGGACAGAGAGCAAUCAUCUUCGACCGUAUUGCCGGAGUUAAGCAAGUUGUCGUCGAGGAGGGAACACACUUCUUGGUCCCAUGGCUCCAGCGUGCAGUCAUGUACGACGUCCGUACAAAGCCCCGCAACAUCUCCACCUCCACCGGAUCCAAGGACUUGCAGAUGGUCUCCCUGACCCUCCGUGUCCUCCACCGCCCCGAGAUCUCCGCUCUCCCUAGGAUUUACCAGACCCUCGGUGCCGACUACGACGAGCGUGUCCUUCCCUCCAUCGGAAACGAAAUUUUGAAGUCCGUCGUCGCACAAUUCGACGCCGCCGAGCUUAUCACUCAGCGUGAAAUCGUCUCCUCCAGAAUCCGCGAAGAUCUCGUCCGCCGUGCCCGCGAAUUCGGAAUCGAGCUCGAGGAUGUCUCGAUCACCCACAUGACCUUCGGCCGCGACUUCACCAAGGCCGUCGAGCAGAAGCAGAUCGCACAGCAGGAUGCCGAGCGGGCAAAGUAUGUCGUCGAGAAGGCUGAGCAGGAGAGACAGGCGAGUGUUAUUAGGGCUGAGGGUGAAGCUGAUGCUGCGGAUCUGAUUUCGAAGGCGUUGGAGCAGGCUGGUGAUGGUUUGAUUCAGAUCAGAAGGAUUGAGGCGUCUAAGGAUAUCGCGGCGACGUUGAGCAAGGCACGGAACGUUACUUACUUGCCUACGGGAGGAAACGGAGCGACUGCUGGUGGUGGUGGUGGUCAGAGCUCCACGGGUGGAGGAAGCUUCUUGUUCAACGUUGGUGGCGCUUAA